AUGCUAAACACCCAGCAACAGUUGGUCAGGAUGCCAUUGGGGACACCAGGGCAGGACCGCAGGCUCCAGGCUCCAGUGAAGGCCACAGGGCUGCUCAAGCUUUUGUCAGGCAUCACCCAGGCUGAGCAGGGGAGUCUUGGGAUUAGUGAUGGUGUAAUUAUUCUGGGCCAGCAGCAGAGGUCUCGGAGUGCAGGGCACAUGGCAAAGGACCGGAGGCCCAGGAGCUGGAACAAGAAAGAGCAUGGCUCUGCUGAGGCUGAGGAUGUCUUUCCCUCUCCUCUUCGGAAACCCUCCUUCCCCUUCCAGUGGGCCUGGGAGUGCUUUACCUCAGAUGGCCGGGUUCUGCUUCAGCCUGGCUCCCCCUUGGCCCCUGGCCACCAAGCCCUGCCUUUGCCCCAAGCCAUCCCCCAGCACAAGUGCAGGCAUAAGUCCAACCUCCUAGAGACCCAGGGCUUCUGCUGGAAGAUGAAGGUGCCAAACCUAGAAAGGAGACAGCAGCUCAGGUCCCCUUCCAGCCGAGAGCUGGAGCUGCCCAGUGAGUGUGGCCUCCAGCCGCCUGGGAAGAGGUCAGGAUCAGGAGCAGAGUCUGAGGAAGCUGCAGAGCUGGAAGCCCCGGGUGCGAGUGCGGAGGAGACCGGCAGUGGUCUGAGCCCUGGGGAACUGCCCCAGCUCCCCAGGACACGGUUGAUCUUGGAGGAAGAACAGUUUGCAGAGGCGACAGAGGAGGCUGAGGAAGGGGAGCACAGGGCCCCCCACAGAGGGAGGGUGGGUUCUCGGAGGAAGGGGUGGAAUUCCCGUGAGGAGGCCUCCAACGAUGGUGAACUGCAGUGCCAAGGGAAUAAUGGCAGCUCCAACAACCCCCAAGGGCAGCAGAGGAGGAAGGCAAGGGCCAAGGAGCUGGAGGGUCCAUGGGACCUGGAGAAGCUACAGAGGCAGUUACAGCAGGACCUGGACUGUGGCCCUGAAAAGCAUCCCUGGAAGGCUUUGCGUGCUGCUGUUCAGGCCUCCAACUGGAGUGGGAAGGCCCAUGUCUUGGGAGGUGAUGAGACUCUCCCGUUUGCCAACUUCCCUAACCGCACCUUCUACAAACGACAGGAGGCCACCAGAAGCCUGCUGCAGGCCUGGGAGCAGCAGCAGCAGGAGAAGCGGCAUCAGGCUGAGCUGCGGAGGGUCCGGGAGCAGCAGGUGCAGCAGCAGGUAGCCCGCUGCCUGGCGGCCUACGCACCCAGAGGGAGUCGGGGGCCGGGGGCCACGCAGCACAAGCUGGAGGAGCUGAGGCGCCAGGAGCGACAGCGCUUUGCUGAGUACCAGGCAGAGUUGCAGGGCAUCCAGCACAGGGUGCAGGCCCGGCCUUACCUGUUCCAGCAGGCCAUGCAGGCCAGUGCCCGGCUCACCGUGACCCGGCGCUUCUCCCAGGUGUUGUCGGCCCUGGGAUUGGAUGAGGAGCAGCUGGUGGCUGAGGCAGGAAAGAGUCACACAGAGGGUACUUCCAGGAAACCCAGGAGCCACAGGUCAAUGAGGGAGAGAAUGGAGCACUCUUCUCAGAGUCCCCCAAAGACAGAACCCACCGGCAGCCAGCCUGACAGGCGUUCCACCACCCAAGCCCAGACAGGGAGUCCAGUCCCUUAG
Molecule: messenger RNA, 1629 nt
Organism: Rhinolophus ferrumequinum (greater horseshoe bat)
Lineage: Eukaryota; Metazoa; Chordata; Mammalia; Chiroptera; Rhinolophidae
Gene: TSGA10IP
Product: testis specific 10 interacting protein
Biological process (GO): cilium organization
Cellular component (GO): photoreceptor connecting cilium; cilium; ciliary basal body
Source: RefSeq, a predicted model, not a curated record